UUCACGGAAGAAGUGCAUGUUGGGAGAACACGUGGAUACGUAGUCUGACAGCUGGAAACAUGGCUGACAAGAAUCUUACUGCUGAUGAGCGGUUCCUUCGGGUGAAGAAGGACCCUCGCUUCUGGGAGAUGCCCGAGAAGGAAUGUAAAAUCAAGAUUGACAAGAGAUUCCAGUCCAUGUUCCACGACAAGCGCUUCAAGCUGAAGUACACUGUGGACAAGCGAGGCCGACCCAUCAACCACUCCUCCACUGAAGACCUUAAGCGCUUCUAUGCCCUGUCAGAUUCUGACGAGCCAGACGGUCAUGAAGACAAGGAUGAGGGGAAGAAAAAGAAAAAGAAACAGAAGUCAAAAACAAAGGUGGAUUCUGAAAAGGGACGGUGUGCUGAGGAAGCGACAGAGGGGGGAGAAGUGGUGGACUUGGCUGUGAAAACCUCAGAUGAAGCAGGAAGGAAGCAGACUGUGAAAUCCAAAGACAUUCAAGGCAAAUCCAGGGACCACAAGGAAGCUGUGAAAUUUAGAGGAGUCAAAGAGGAAGGCGAGGGAGAGGAGUCUGAUGUUGAGAGUGACGAUGAUUUGGAGGCGGACUCCUCAUUUGAUGAAGAUGAUGAUGACGAUGAUAAUGGCAGUAAGGAAGAGGGUGAUGAGGAAGAGGAUGAGGAGAGUGACUCGGAGGGAGAGUCAGAGGAGGACAGUGACAGUGACAGUGGGCCGGACCUGGCUAGGGGUAAGGGCAAUAUUGAAACCAGCUCUGAUGAGGAGGACGACGAUGUGGAGGAGCUGCUGAGGCGUGAAGAAGAGGAAAUAGAACACGACUGGGGUGAGCUGUGGAAGGAUGCCCCUCGAAAUGACACAGUAACUCGGAGGCUUGCUGUGUGCAACAUAGACUGGGACAGGCUGAAAGCCAAAGACUUGCUGGCUUUGUUCAACUCCUUCAAACCCAAGGGAGGGGUUGUGUUCUCUGUGAAGAAAUACCCCUCUGAAUUUGGAAAGGAGCGGAUGCAGGCGGAGCAGACACAGGGACCAUUGGAGCUGGUCACACUGCCAGAGGACCCUGACAAAGACACAGAGGAGGAGAAGAUUUAUCGUGAGAAAAUGAGGGAAUACCAGUUCAAGCGCAUGCGGUACUUCUACGCUGUGGUGGAGUGCGACUCCCCUGACACGGCCAGCAAGAUCUACGAUGAAUGCGAUGGGUUUGAGUAUGAGAGCAGCUGCUCCAUUCUGGAUCUCAGGUUUAUUCCGGAUGACGUAACAUUUGACGAGGAGCCAAAAGAUGUUGCUACAGAUGUGGACUUGGCCUCCUACACCCCCAAGUACUUCACCUCAACAGCGACGGCAACUUCAAAAGUGGAGCUGACCUGGGAUGAGACAGACCAUGAGCGGGUCACUACACUCAGCAAGAAGUUCAAGAAGGAUGAAAUUCUGGACAUGGACUUCCAGGCAUACCUGGCCUCUUCCAGUGAAGAGGAAGAGGAGGAGGAGGAGGAAGAGAAGGAAGCUAAAAGUGCAGGUGAUACAAAGUCAGAAUCAGAGAAGAAGUCUAAGAGGAAUGAUGCUGAGCAGAUUGCUAAGUACAGGGAACUUUUGAGGGGCAUUCAGGACAAGGACAGCAAACAGCAAGACAAAGCAAUGGAGAUGGAGAUUACCUGGGUGCCAGGACUGAAAGAGACAACUGAACAGCUGGUGAAGAAGAAACUGGAAGGGAAGGACAAACUGACCCCAUGGGAGGAGUUUCUGGAGAAGAAAAAGCAGAAGAAGAAACAGAAAAAAGCCAACGCAAAGCAGGAGUCUGACCUCAGUGAUGACGAACUGCCACCAGAUGUAGACCUCAACGACCCCUACUUUGCUGAAGAACUGGAAGGAACAUCUCUGAAGAAAAAGACAAAGUUGAAGAAGAAUAAGAAGUUGAAGGAAGAGGAAAGGACACCAGCGGAAGAAGAAGCUUUAGAGAAACAAAGGGCGGAGAUGGCUCUGUUGAUGGACGAUGAAGAGGAUGACAAGCACAAGCAUUUCAACUACGACAAGAUUGUAGAACAUCAAAACCUUAGCAAAAAGAAGAGGAAGAAGCUGCAGAAGAAGAAUGAGCUGCUGGAGGAGGAUGACUUCGAGGUGGACGUGAAGGACCCCCGGUUCCAGGCCAUGUUCACAUCCCACCUGUAUAACCUGGAUCCCUCAGACCCAGGCUACAGGAAAACCAAAGCAACCCAGAGUAUCCUGGAGGAGAAACUGCGGCGCCGGGAGGAGCAGCAGCAGAGCCGGGAGGAGGCCGUCAAGAGGAAACUGCAGGGACUGGAGCAGGAAGCGGAUGGCAGUUUGCCCAAGGCAGGGUCAAAGAAGACCAUGGACCCUGGGCUGUCCAUGCUCAUCAAGUCCAUCAAGAACAAAACGGAGCAGUUUCAGGCCAGAAAGAAACAAAAGACAAAAUAGGCGCAACCCUUAUGCGGACACCAAA
Molecule: messenger RNA, 2451 nt
Organism: Megalops cyprinoides (Indo-Pacific tarpon)
Lineage: Eukaryota; Metazoa; Chordata; Actinopteri; Elopiformes; Megalopidae
Gene: esf1
Product: ESF1, nucleolar pre-rRNA processing protein, homolog (S. cerevisiae)
Exons: 14
Coding region: 60-2426 (788 amino acids)
Biological process (GO): rRNA processing
Cellular component (GO): nucleus
Molecular function (GO): RNA binding
Source: RefSeq, a predicted model, not a curated record